AUAUAUGAUACCUAGGUGCCUGGAGCCCGUUGUUCAUUAGCAGGAAGUGUCAAAGACAACUGAAGGAUAGCUGAGGCAGAAGCAGCAGCUCUCAUCCUGGUGUUGAGUCGUUUCAGUCAGCAGCAUGGCACAUGCUCAAGAAUCUCAGCUCCAAAUCAGAGGAAAAGAGUGAACUUUAUUGUGCUAAACUACGGCGAUUUUUCGAAAAAGGUAUUCCGGAUCAGGAAUCCGGGGAUGAUGACAGCCGUGAUGGACCGAAGGCCGCCACGCGCCGGUCGAUGAGAGGCAGCGUCCGAUGGUGGAUGACGGUGGUGGCGGACAUGCUGAUGGUGCUCUGCGGGCAGACCGUGGCCACCCUCCUCGGCCGCCUGUACUACAACUCCGGCGGCAACAGCAAGUGGAUGGCCACGCUCACGCAGUCCGGCGGCGCGCCGCUUCUGGUCAUCCCGCUCCUCCUGACGCCGCCGCCGUCGGCGGAGGAAAACCAGCCGGCCCCAUCCAAGAUGGUGGCCAUCUACAUGGGCAUUGGGGUCAUGGUCGGCUUCGACAACCUCAUGUACUCGUACGCCCUGCAGUAUCUGCCAGUGUCCACCUUCUCGCUCGUGGCCGCGACGCAGCUGGCCUUCAACGCCGUCACCUCGCGCCUCAUCAACGCGCAGCGGUUCACGGCGCUGAUCGCAAACUCCGUCGUCGUGCUCACCUUCUCCGCCGCGCUGCUCGGCGUGGGGUCCUCCUCCGACGAGACCUCCAGCAACGUGCCGCGCGGCAAGUACCCAGUCGGCUUCGUCCUCACGCUGGCCGCCUCGGCCGUCUUCGCGCUCAUCUUGUCCCUCUUCGAGGUCUCCUUUGAGAAGGUGAUCAAGGCGCGGACGCUGCGGUGGGUGCUGAAGAUGCAGCUAUACACGAGCCUGGUGGCGUCGGCGGUGUCCGUGGCGGGGCUGUUCGCGUCGUGGGAUUGGCGGACGAUCCCGGGCGAGAUGGCGUCGUUCAAGAACGGGAGGGCGAGGUACGUGCUGACGUUGGUGGGCACGGCGGUGUCGUGGCAGGCGGCGGCGGUGGGGGCGGUGCGGCUGAUCGCGAGGGUGUCGUCGCUGUUCGCGAACGUGACGGGCACGCUGGCGCUGCCGCUGGUGCCGGUGUUCGCGGUCGCGCUGUUCGGGGACAGGAUGACGGGCAUCAAGGCCGUGGCCAUUCUCAUGGCCGUGUGGGGGUUCCUCUCGUACGUGUACCAGCACUACGUCGACGGCCGGCGCGGAAAGGCCGUGUGCCGCGCCUGCGCCGCGCGCACUGGAAGCGACGCGGUUUUGCCCGCUUGAGACUUGGUCGUGCCGAGCCUGCUAGCUACCCCAUAGUACUCGUUUUUUUGUUAAUGCAGUCGCAUAUAAAUGCCUUGGCCCUUGGCCAGUUGGUCUUGCUC
Messenger RNA from Phragmites australis (common reed), 1417 nucleotides. Its product is annotated as probable purine permease 11. Lineage: Eukaryota; Viridiplantae; Streptophyta; Magnoliopsida; Poales; Poaceae. The transcript is spliced from 2 exons. Gene Ontology annotation, molecular function: purine nucleoside transmembrane transporter activity. The coding region runs from base 132 to 1316 and encodes 394 amino acids. Gene Ontology annotation, cellular component: membrane. The record is from RefSeq and is a predicted model, not a curated record.